This is a messenger RNA of Rhincodon typus (whale shark), 1081 nucleotides long. RefSeq names its product ornithine decarboxylase antizyme 1a (gene oaz1a). Gene Ontology annotation, cellular component: nucleus; cytoplasm. Lineage: Eukaryota; Metazoa; Chordata; Chondrichthyes; Orectolobiformes; Rhincodontidae. Gene Ontology annotation, biological process: positive regulation of protein catabolic process. The record is from RefSeq and is a predicted model, not a curated record. Gene Ontology annotation, molecular function: ornithine decarboxylase inhibitor activity.
CGGCUGCUGCGUCACAGUCAGUCCGACUGCCAGGCCGUGCGUGUGAGGCAGUUAGCUCCUUCUCUCUUUAUUUUAUUAUAUUUCCAGACCAGCGUGUCCGGCACGGCAGAGCCUUUCACCUGGUGUCCCGUGGAGGAAACCCCUUUAAGGCCGGAUGGUCAAGACCUCCGUUCAGCGCAUUUUGAAUAGUCACUGUUUUGCUAGAGAGAAAGAAGGAAACAAAAUGCCAUCCGUGACGUUUAGUAGUAAUACUAGUACCGAAAGUCCCAGGCUGUCGUCCAAUUGCUGUCGUAACCUUAGUCCGGGGCCUCUGUGGUGUUCCGAUGUCCCUCACCCACCCUUGAAGAUCCCAGGUGGGCGAGGGAAUGGUCAGAGGGAUCACAAUCUUGCAGCUAACAUACUGUAUUCAGAUAAUCGGCUGAGUGUAACAGAAGAUUUGAGUGCAAAUGGCAGGACUAAGAUUCUCCACUUCCAGUCCAAGCUUACUGAUGCAAGAGUUGUUCACUGGAGAGCAGUACUGAAUAAUAACAAUCUGUACAUUGAACUCCCAGUUGGGGUCUUGCCAGAAGGAAGCAAAGAAAGUUUUGCCAUCCUGCUUGAAUUUGCAGAAGAACAUCUUCAAGCUGAGCAUGUGUUCAUUUGCUUCCACAAGAACAGGGAUGAUCGAGCUUCACUGCUUCGCACAUUUAGCUUUCUUGGCUUUGAGAUUGUGAGACCUGGACAUCCCCUCGUCCCAAAAAGACCAGACGCUUUCUUCAUGGUGUAUACAUUUGAAAGAGACUCAUCUGAUGAAGAAUAAACUUGUGCUUUUAUCUUGCUCUCCUGUUUUGGGUUUUUUUGUUUUGUUUGUCUCAUCUGUGAAGGUAUAUUGGUGAAAUUCUGUCUUAUCUAGCAUUGCAGCCUCAGGAGAAUCUUCAGGUUCAGUGGUGGUCACUUGGAUAAUUUCACUUGUACUGUAUCUCAGUUUGCAUGUUAUGAUUAUAACAAAUAAAUUGCUCACCAUGAAAUUAACUGCAUACACUUUUUAGUUUUGGUUGACAUGUUUCAUUAAUCUUAAAUAAAAUUUAUUUUUACUGUUGAA